Pectinophora gossypiella (pink bollworm) is the source of this 4440-nucleotide messenger RNA. RefSeq lists its product as uncharacterized. Lineage: Eukaryota; Metazoa; Arthropoda; Insecta; Lepidoptera; Gelechiidae. The coding region runs from base 1 to 4440 and encodes 1479 amino acids. The record is from RefSeq and is a predicted model, not a curated record. The transcript is spliced from 8 exons.
AUGACUCGCUGCGACUACGACGGGGUCUUCUACAGGGCGUUCUGCAUCACCCUGCUCGCCAUCGCGUUCACCUUCACCGUGAUCCUCACCAAUGUCUUCAUUGACAUUGACGGACUACUCUCCAGCAAGGAGAAAGAAAAGUCUCUGAACCACGAACCGACGCAGGCGCAACUGAACAAUGAAGUAUUGUUCCAGCCAGAUGACAACAAGAUCGACCAGAAAACUGACACCUUCUACGACUUCAAGACAGAGAGAGAUGAUGAUGAUGGGAAUUACCACACCCAAAAUUUCCAGUUUCACGUUCGAAAUCCAAAAAUGAAGGAAAUACUCACGCACAAACUGGCCACCUUACUUGAAGAGUUAGAUGCUGAAGAAACGCAAACAAUUAAUAAAAUCGAGAAAACAAAAGAACACGAGCGGUCAAAGAUCUUAGUAGAAGUCGACAAUGUCAAAAUGGAUGAUAAAAAAGAUAAAAUUAAACCUGAAGACGACCUAUUGCACUUAGCAAUGCACAAUAUCCUACUCCAAGGAAUAAUAGGACAUAUGGAUCUUAAUGAUGUUUAUAAGAAAGUACAUCAACUGGUGCAGAAUUUUGAUCUUGAUGGUAAGAAAAAACUGGACUUUAGAAGGAAAGGGGAUGAAGGGAACAAAGAAAAAACCUUACUGAAAAAGAAAGAAGAUGGUUCGAAAGAGAUAAUCGAAAUUCCAAAGAGCCUUUUCUCGAUAGAAAGCAAGUUUUUCGACGAACUUACGAAAUGUGAAGGACUGAAAAAGCAAAUUGCUGCCGAGACUAAUGAGAAAUUGGAACUUCUUGAUACUAGACGCUUCGAUAAUACUAUAAAUGAUAAAGGAUUGGUGAUGAAGAAUCCUGAUGAAUACGAUGUCGUCCACGUCGAGACGUUGGGGAAAGACACUCCACAUAUGCUGAUCAAAACGAUAAUAGACAUAAAGACGUUGAAGAAUGAUCAUAACAAAACAUCGAUAAACGAGAAUAACAUCAAAGGACUGAUAAAACUGAUAUACAACGGCAAACCAAUAAAGUUCACCCGAAUGGAAGAUGACGAAGAGAAGAAAAAAACGCUCGCCAAUUCAGAACUUGACGGCGAAACGCAAAAACUCGAAACGGAUCUGCUUCAAGAUGAAAAUGGCAACAUACUAGACACUUACCUAGACCAAGCCAUAAACAAAUAUCUGACUAAAUAUCCGAAGCUUGAGAAGAAGUUCAAAAAUAAACGGCUGAAACGGAACGUCAAAGUGCGACCUAGGAAUGUCAGUGAUAAUGAUAGUCCUAGGAGUAUUGUCACCACUGACAAGCCAAAACACAAGAAGAACGAAGAAGAAGAGCUUUAUGUCGAAAUCGAAACUCACUUCGACGGCAAAGGCAUUAAAGGUGAGAAAAAAAAGAAACUCGUCAAGGAUUUGGUUGAGAAAAUACAAAAAGCUAUACAUUCUGAUUUAGAUUCACUACAAGAAAUCGCUAAACACGCUCGUUUAAAACACAGAAAGGGAAAACGCGGAAACAACAUGAUGCACAUCAAGAAACGAUUACAAAACCCCUUCGAGAUAAGAGAAGAAAAUCUGCUCAAGAACAAGAUUAUAAUUCCUUUCAACAGAGUAGUACAUAGAGAUUCACAUCCUAUAAGCAAAGCUGUCCAACUAUCCGAGCCUAUGCCUAAAGUGUACGAUAAAUUUGGAGAGAAUUGGAAAAAGACGUACCAAGGAUCAACCUUUCUAUCGAACACAAAAGCUAUUAACUCUGGUGAGUUCGGCCUCGUCGAUUUAGAUUACAGUAAAGUUCUAGGUGAUUCUGGGAUACCACAGAGAUUGCAACAGCCUUUGAACACUGAUAAUGUGGAACAGACGGCUGAACCAGACGAUAGCUACUUCAAUCUUGGCGAUUUGAAGUUUUACAUAAAAGACAUAGAUGGCACUGGUUUCUCUAUAGGUUUCAAUCAAUACGUAGGUGAAGCGCCCGACCCAGAAAGUAUAAAAUUAUUCACAGGCCUACAGCAGUUGAUCAAAACUUACCAUCAGAAUUACGACGAGACUGGUAGUGGGAAUGAAGCUAAUAACACAGAGACUGGUAAAUCCACAGAUGCGUCACAUGAGAUGAGGAAACGUGACGUAAGCAGAGCGAAGAGACCAGAUUACCAUUCUAAUGAGUACAAAAUCGUGUUCGACAACCAUUACUUACCUUACGACACGUAUUCCGAAAUAUUCGAAGAUAAAAACAAGAAAGUGACUCUAUCCCUGGAGAGACAGAACAAGGUAACGAACGUCCAAACGCUUUUGGAUUCAAGAAUAAAGAGUAGCAAACGACAAGAACUAUUGCCAUUCAUAAUUGACGAUAACAUAUUCAAAAAACAGCUGAAGCCAUCGGAAAUAUUCGGUUUGGCAAAUCUAUUGGAUAGGAAGAAGCGAUCACCAAAAGUAACCGUAAAGAAAUAUUCGAACUUAAAAACCCGUUCGAGAUCAAAACUCAAUAGAUUCCUAAACACGAAUAGAAUGAACAAACGACUCAUUAUGAGUAAGAAUAAAAGAAGCAAAAGACAGAUAGAUAAAAUAAGGAUUAUUGCUACUGACAAUAUGCCUCAUUUACAAAGGCAUUCGGACGAAAACAUCUUCGUUAUGUCUGAUGAGAAUGUGUUUGCUGAUCGAGCAGUUGUAAGAGAGGUAGAAUUACCCGAUCCAGAAGACCAGGAAGAACAUGUACCUAUAGAAUACUUGAACCCGCAUCGUAUAUACGACCAUAGCACACAAUCCUUCAAGUUUGGUUCCCAGCCAUCUUACACAGACUUUUUUAGCGCCAGAUCAAGACACAAUGCUCUUAUGUCCAAAUACCCUCAUCUUUUUCUAGAAGAAAUAUCCCGUUCUAAAGAAGAAGAGAGCCCUUUCUUCUACACCAAAUUAAUGGGGAACUUCGCUGAAUUCAAAAAUUUGGAUACCACAGCAUCGCCUUUUGUGAACAACCCCGUUGUAUUACCAACUCAACAAGCGACAGGCGACAUGAAUCUUCCAUCAGGCUCAAAACCAAAUUACAAAUUGACAGUCAAAAUCGUACCUAAAAACAGCUCGGAUAUCGACUCAGGUUUUAAGGAAAUCUACACUAGCAUCAACAAGAGUAUCAAUAGAAAUGGUCUUCUAUAUUCUUCUCAAGUCAACGUUUCAGAGGUAUCUAAAGUUGAAAAUAUAGAUCAGAAAAACAAACAAGAGAAAGCGAGUCACCCGCCACAACCAGAUCUGCGCUACGUACCGAUGGAAACCAAGCAGGAAAUCAAACAAGAACCUAAACAAGAACUGAAACCGGAGUCUAAACCUGUCUACCAACCUCCUCCCCUCCCGUACAACCCUUGCAACAACAGUCCCCCUGUAAACUUGGCCAAUGUUGGCGUUCCUAUGCCUGUCCCUGCUACGGGAGACAAAACCGAGUCUUCAACUUCAUACUUCCCGCUUGUGAAACACAUAAGAGAACAACAGGAAAAGAUGAAACAACUCCUAAAACAGCACAGAAAACGGAUAGACGAUCAGCUUGACACUUUAAAGAGAGAGAAGCAGAACAUAGAGAGCAUAAUAGUGCCAAAUGAGAAAGAAAAGAAGACUGAUAUAAUCGAUGUAAUGUUACCGUUGAAUCCUCCGCAAAUGCUGCAUUUAAACAAAGCUGAAGCUGGUCAGCUAAUAACAUCAGCAUUGAUGAAGCUCCACGAUGCUCCGCAGUUGAACGACAUAUCUCUCAACGGCAUACCGUUAAACGCCAGCAGUUCAUUAAUGGAGUCCAUAACAACAAAACUCACAACCUUAGCAACGACAACAACUGAAAAACCAAAAAUGGAUAUGGAAAAGCAGAAGAUUUUAAAGACGAUACAGAAGAAUGAGAACUUAACGAACAUAAUCUUGUACAAGAUAGACAAAAACACAAACCUGCUGCAGUUGUUUUUGGAAAAGCUAUCAGAUAAACUGUUGCCAGUAACGCCUAAACAGGAAUACACUUAUAUCCCACCGGAGGCAAAACCGAGAACAAACGACUUUAACCAUUUAAAAGAGUGGAAGGAAUCAUACGAACCGUUCUUUAGUAAAACGAUGCCGAAUUUAGAAGUACGCAAGAACGAUACUCACGUGUCUAUACCAUUCGUUUACGCAUAUCAACAGCCUUUCCCGUUGCCUAAUAAGCCGAAUUCACCUGUGGCUAGUGUAGUUUACCAAGGGCACAUUCACACUAAUACUAAUUACAACAACAAUGCCAAAAGGCCAGGCGACUACGCUAUCACUAGAGACGAAAAAACAAGAAAAACUGGACCUACUAUCAAGAGGGAAGUCAACGUAAGCAGAUUUUUCGUUGAUAAUAUACAAAAUGAUUAUAAAGUAUCUCCUAUAGAUGUUAAAAAGGCGUACGAUAAUAAUAUGGCCAGAACCAGGUACAAUUUGACUAAAACUUAUACGUAA